GUUGCGACAUGAAAAGAACAAAGUAGCCAAGACAGAUGCAGCAGUGCCUCAUGUGUGGCAGAUGCUGGAUUGCCAUGCACUGGAUGACAUUCCACAAACAAAACCACCACAGCAGAAAAUCAACAAAACUGUCUCCUUGGUUACCUCAUAG
Messenger RNA from Candidula unifasciata, 151 nucleotides. The record is from the annotation of a GenBank genome assembly. Lineage: Eukaryota; Metazoa; Mollusca; Gastropoda; Stylommatophora; Geomitridae.